AUGUAUCUCAAAUUGUUAUCAUCUCACUUCAGUUCCAUGAGAUUGGCGGCAAUACGAAAUAUCUCAAAAGAUCAUAAAAUAGUUGUUGUUGAUCAAGGAAGCACAAUACUAGCAUAUCAUCCAAAGGAAGACUUUCCUUAUGAAUGCACCAAGCCUCUUCCUGAAAUUGACCAAAUUGAAGCUGAGAGCAGCUUAUUGAAAACUACAGUUACUCCAGAAUUACUGAAUAUUUUCAAUAAGAAAACUCCAGAACAGGCCAGGCAGGAACUCAUGAAUUUGACACAUACUACUAAACAUAGAUGGUUUCCUAGAUCAAGAGACAAAAAAGCAAAGAAGACACCAAUGGAUCGAGAAUAUUUGUAG
Molecule: messenger RNA, 363 nt
Organism: Phaedon cochleariae (mustard beetle)
Lineage: Eukaryota; Metazoa; Arthropoda; Insecta; Coleoptera; Chrysomelidae
Source: the annotation of a GenBank genome assembly